Messenger RNA from Verticillium dahliae VdLs.17, 584 nucleotides. RefSeq lists its product as uncharacterized. Bases 84 to 392 code for a protein of 102 amino acids. The transcript is spliced from 3 exons. The record is from RefSeq and is a predicted model, not a curated record. NCBI's taxonomy places the organism in Eukaryota, Fungi, Ascomycota, Sordariomycetes, Glomerellales, Plectosphaerellaceae.
ACAUGUACAACAUUGUCCACUUCAUCCGCCAUUCAUUAGAACAAUAAACACCGAUUGUCGGUCUUGGAACACGAAUCGCUACGAUGACACACACUGGCCGAGCCACUGCCACCGUCAACGGUGUCACCGUUGCCGAGACUACCGAGUGGGAGGAAGUAGAGGGCAAUGUGUACUUCCCGCCCGGAUCGCUGACGCGCGACCUCUUUGAGGGUCCGACGGGACAUUCUACGCACUGCCCAUGGAAGGGCGAUGCACAGUAUUACCAUGUCAAGACUGGGGACACAAAGCUGGAGAACGCGGCUUGGUAUUAUCCUGACACGAAGGACAAGGCGAAGCAUUUUGAAGGCUAUGUUGCUUUUUACAAGAGCAAAGUUGACAUCAAGACGGAAUAGUCAUGCUUCAGAUUAGGGGAGCACACAUGUGAAGUAGCCCGGCGAGUAUUCUGACGGAUGAGCUGCGAAUAAGAAGCUGGAACAGAGGACCAUAGGCCAGUCACACUUUGUCGAAUGCGCAGCGUUCGGCGAUGCUCUUCAAUGUUCUCCUGCGCUGUCUAUCGUAUCUUAAACCUCGACCAGUUGCUCUUC